AUGUGUCUGGUCGUCGUGAUACAUUGUGCUGCUCUAAACCCAGCCGACCUCGACCCUAUCGCCCGGCACAAAGAGAUAUUCCCACGCGUCAGCUCUAUCAGAACAAUCGUAGGAAGCAGUACUGGGCUUCCAGGCUGUAAGUUACAGCGCUGUUCUCUUUGUGAUGAUCCGGAUUUCAACGUCAGCGUCUGCCACACAUCUGUGCGGCCUCCUCGCAAGCGACAGCCAUCUACUUACACAAACUCUAACGACUUCGACUCGAUCUCGAAAGAGCUCGAAGGUGAUGAUAUUUACGACGUGCCAGUUGGUAUCUCCACAGACCGUGGCGGCAAACCUAACCAAGAGGACGUUUAUUUUAUUGGUGGGAAAGUAGCAAAGAGACUCACUUUAAACGGCUACUCUAGCUCUGUUAGUGGCUGCUUUGGCGUCUUUGACGGCCAUGCAGGUGACCGUGCGUCUCGUUAUUGUGCUGAGAAGAUUUUUCCACUCAUUCUUGAGCAACUUGCACAAAGAGUUGUCGUGAAAGAUGCAAUCACUAGUGCUGUUCGAGCACUCGACGCUGACUUCUGUACCUAUGCUCGUCGCGCGUCAAACUCUGCGCUCAGUGCGUCGGCACGGCAUAGCCACAACCGCUCUUUCGCCACAGAUGAUGGCUCAACUUUGCUUAUAGCCCUUGUACGAGAUGGCUUUCUCCACGUUGGAAAUGUUGGCGACUCGCGGGCUGUUGUAGUCACUCGCUUCGGAGAUGCCAUUGCCAUGUCGGACGAUCAAAAGCCUAACCGUAAAGACGAGAGGAGACGUCUAGAAGCCAGAGGGGCUUUCGUUACAGGCAAGCCCGACUUCAUGUAUAGAAUUUGGCCACUCAAAAAAAUCAUUGACGUCCCACGUGUGAAUGGCCAAUUGGCCAUGUCCCGCUCCAUCGGUGAUGUGACUUUAAAGCCAUACAUAUCGUGCGAUCCGGAAAUCCAAUCGCGUAAGCUUUCGAAAAACGACCGUUUUCUCAUCAUGGCGACAGAUGGUCUUUGGGAUGUCGUUUCCAGCAAGCGGGCCGCGAAGAUAGCUAUUUGUUACAAAGAUCCACAAGCUGUCGCAAAUGCACUUGUUGGGUUAGCGUUACAACGUCACACAUGCGAUAACAUUACGGUUCUUGUUGUCAAGUUGGAAGCCUACGAUUUUAACUCAAGUCGCACAGAUCUCAGCAGCUUUUGA
Messenger RNA from Plasmopara halstedii, 1209 nucleotides. Its product is annotated as probable protein phosphatase 2c 52-like. Gene Ontology annotation, cellular component: nucleus; cytosol. The transcript is spliced from 6 exons. Bases 1 to 1209 code for a protein of 402 amino acids. Gene Ontology annotation, biological process: protein dephosphorylation. NCBI's taxonomy places the organism in Eukaryota, Oomycota, Peronosporomycetes, Peronosporales, Peronosporaceae. The record is from RefSeq and is a predicted model, not a curated record. Gene Ontology annotation, molecular function: protein serine/threonine phosphatase activity.